UUUUAAAUCAACAGUAUUCAACGAUUUCAUCAACGAACAAUUAGAAAUGCGCGCGUUUUGAAAAGGACCGUAAAGAAAUGUAAUCAAAUCAAUAAAUCUGAUCGUAAAUAUUGGAAAAACGUAAAUGGCUAGAUUCCCACGUUUGACAUAGUCUUUGAAUAUUCGUUUGGAAAUUUGGUGAUGAGUCCAUGGGAGUUCAGAUUGUUAAGGGCAAGUUGGGGUGCGUCUCAGAUCCGCCAUAGAUUCAGGGUUUGUCCUUCCGGUUUCUUUGGAGUCCGUGGGAGGUCAGAUUGUUAAAGGCAAGUUGGGGUGCGUCUCAGAUCCGCCAUAGAUUCAGGGCUUGUCCUUCCGGUUUCUUUGGAGUUAGGCCACGUGGGUUCUUAAUUAAUCAUGUUUAAGGGACUUAAACGCUCAUUAAUCAGUUUCCCAUCAUCUUAUACUUCGUCUCGGUCGAAAUCUGGUUUUUUCAGAAGUUUGCAAGCCAUGAGGACAAGAAAGAUUUUUGGGAUUUCUCUGUCUCUCUUUCUGAUCAAUUUGGCUGCUAUAAUGGAGCGUGCUGACGAAAAUCUUCUCCCAUCUGUUUACAAAGAAGUCAGUGAGGCUUUCAAUGCCGGGCCAUCUGACCUCGGCUAUCUGACAUUCAUUAGGAACUUUAUACAGGGAUUGGCAUCUCCCCUUGCAGGUGUACUUGUUAUUAACUAUGACCGCCCUUUGGUUCUUGCAAUGGGCACUUUUUGCUGGGCCUUGUCAACAGCUGCAGUGGGUGCAAGCCGGAUUUUCUCACAAGUUGCAUUCUGGAGGGCAGUGAAUGGCUUCGGAUUGGCAAUUGUUAUACCAGCACUUCAGUCAUUUAUUGCUGAUAGUUAUAAGGAUGGAGUGAGGGGGGCUGGGUUUGGGAUGGUAAGCCUCGUUGGUUCCUUGGGCGGCAUUGGAGGUGGUGUUCUGGCCACACUUAUGGCUGGCGAUCAAUACUGGAAUAUACCGGGAUGGCGAUGUGCUUUCAUUCUCAUGGCAUCACUAAGUUCUCUAAUCGGGUUCCUUGUUUUUGCUUUUGUGAUUGACCCGCGGACGAUAGUUUCUGAAUUGAGUUCUGAUAGGGAAGAUUUGAAAAUUAAGGGACCUGCAAGUGCAGCAUCAGUUUGGCUGGAGUCUUGGACAGCCAUGAAGGCAGUUGUUAAAGUGCGAACGUUUCAAAUAAUUGUUUUGCAGGGCAUUGUUGGCUCACUACCCUGGACUGCCAUGGUGUUCUUCACAAUGUGGUUCGAAUUAAUCGGUUUUGAUCACAACAGUACAGCAGCACUCCUUAGUCUUUUUGCUGUUGGUUGUGCCAUGGGGUCUCUUCUCGGUGGACUGAUAGCAGACCGAUUGUCACGAAUCUACCCUCACUCAGGCCGUAUCAUGUGUGCGCAGUUCAGCGCCUUCAUGGGCAUCCCCUUUUCGUGGUUCUUACUCAAAGUCAUCCCACAGUCAGUAGACAGCUAUUACACCUUUGCAGUCACCCUCUUGCUGAUGGGCCUGACUAUCAGCUGGUGCGCUACAGCUGCAAAUGGCCCUAUGUUUGCCGAGGUUGUCCCUGUCAAACACCGAACCAUGAUCUACGCCUUUGAUCGAGCUUUCGAAGGAUCAUUCUCUUCUUUUGCAGCACCCUUGGUCGGAAUCCUUUCAGAGAAGAUGUUUGGUUACGACGCAAAAUCAGUGGAUCCAAUUAAAGGGUCUACGCGGGAGGCCUUUGCCUUAUCUCAAGGGCUUCUUUCGAUGAUGGCAGUUCCGUUUGGUUUGUGUUGCUUGUUUUACACGCCCUUGCAUCUGUUUUUCAGAAAGGACCGCGAAAAUGCCAGGAACGCCAGUGUCAAAGAGGAAGAGAUGAGGGGAGAACUCAUUCUAUAGUUUGAAGGAGCAACCAAGCGCAUGAGACAACCAUUUAUUAGCCUCCCCAAGCCUUCAGCUGCAGUCCUGACCAGCUCGAGAAACCGCUUUGUGAACCGAUACUCUUUUACUUCCGACGCUCAAAGAUUUUCUGAUAGCCAAGUAAUUUUUUUUUGAGACUGACACAUUUGUAAGGCUGAUUAGGAGAUAACGAAUUGACACAUUGGUAAGGCUGAUUAGGAGAUAACGAAACCUUUUGGGUAUAUGCCUAGCCUAAGUAAUACAUCAUCGCAUUAAAACUUGUCGAGA
Pyrus x bretschneideri (Chinese white pear) is the source of this 2175-nucleotide messenger RNA. Its product is annotated as multidrug resistance protein 2. The record is from RefSeq and is a predicted model, not a curated record. Gene Ontology annotation, molecular function: transmembrane transporter activity. The coding region runs from base 391 to 1887 and encodes 498 amino acids. The transcript is spliced from 4 exons. Gene Ontology annotation, cellular component: membrane. Lineage: Eukaryota; Viridiplantae; Streptophyta; Magnoliopsida; Rosales; Rosaceae. Gene Ontology annotation, biological process: transmembrane transport.